Messenger RNA from Sinocyclocheilus rhinocerous, 3123 nucleotides. RefSeq lists its product as uncharacterized. The record is from RefSeq and is a predicted model, not a curated record. NCBI's taxonomy places the organism in Eukaryota, Metazoa, Chordata, Actinopteri, Cypriniformes, Cyprinidae. The transcript is spliced from 5 exons. Bases 1285 to 1977 code for a protein of 230 amino acids.
CUGACAGCAGCGCGCGCUCCUCCUCUGUCACGUGUGCACAGCUGCGUGAUGCGCAGCGGCCAUUUUGAGUUGUUUGUUCAGCGAGGAGCGCUUGUUAUUUUCCAGACAAACGCAGAUCAAAGGGCCGAACCAGUCGAAAGAAUCGCUCGAAAGACAUUUCACCCUUUCCUUCCAUCAUUAUGGGUCCACCGCGAUGCAGAUGCCGCCGUCUGUUACCUGAGAGAACGGAGGACUUCGGUCGGUUUGUCAGUUUAUCUUGACAUGGCUUAUACGGGUGUGUGACGACUGUGGAAAAGCUCGAAAACAAACGGGAGAACAUCAAACUAAACCUCCGCCGAGGAUCGAUCCAUCCGGGGCGGGUUUUUGCACUGAGCUCGGUGUAUUAAGACGUGUUAGGAUUGUUUUGCAGUACUUGCUCGGAUCGCAACGGGCUUGAAAGUCAACUCGAGAAAAAAAUGGCGAGAAACAAUAGUUAACGUUAGCCAGCCACGCAUCGAAGCCAGUCUCUGCUAGCAUCGCGAUAACAAUCAGAAAACAGGUAAAAAACAAAAUGUAACAGUCGGUUUAUUGAUGAAUACUAGCUUUGAAUGCUCUCGUAGAUCUCAUACUGGAUAAAAAAAAAAGAGAUGUAGCUCCCUUCAACCAGAUUAUCAGUUGGUGGCGUGCGUGUGUAUUCAGCUUAGCUAGCAUUAGUUUGCUAGCCAGCCACAAAAUAAAAGCCUUACAAUGAAACUCAACCGUGGCAGGAGAGCUCGUGGGCCCAUUUUAUGCCCUUAAAUCCCAAGAUGUCCAGCAAACUCUGUGUUCUUACUCCGUGCCAAGAUCUCAUGGCAUCUGCAUUUCUCUGCCAUGGUUGUCUUUCUCACCUGUCAUUCAGAUGUGCUUUUAUGAGACCGUUUAUUCAAAGACAUGGAUACAAGCAAGAGUCAAUCCUGGAAGAGCUUUUCCAACGUCAAAUCUCUUGGUCAGCUUUUUAGAUAACUUUAACCCAGAUUUAUUUAUCUAAAGACAGGGAUCUGUCCCCUCACACACACGGACGCAAACACAAAACUGUCGGUAUGGGCUUUCAAACUGACUUGGCCCAAGUGCACUACCCACAUUGAUUAAAAAUGACUUGAUUUGGUUUUGCUAACUUUGUUCGUUAAUUCAAAUUAGUAUGUACUGCAGGUAGUGCUUGGUUAUAGCUUAUUUAGUUUUUAAAAGCGUUUGUAAACCACAGUCUACUGUCAAGCAAAUAAAAAGCGAAAAAAAGUCUGCUUAAGGAAAAUAGUACUGUCCGUAAUAAUGGGAGACCCAAAUUCUCGCCGGAAUCAAACAAGAAACCGACUCCGUGCCCAGCUACGGAAGAAACGAGAAUCUUUGGCCGAUCAGUUCGACUUCAAGAUCUACAUUGCCUUUGUAUUUAAGGAAAAGAAAAAGAAGUCUGCACUCUUCGAAGUAGCUGAGGUGGUACCUGUGAUGACCAACAACUAUGAGGAAAAUAUCCUUAAAGGCGUGAAGGAUUCGAGCUACUCCUUAGAGAGUUCUUUAGAGCUUCUCCAGAAAGAUGUGGUGCAGUUACACGCGCCUCGUUACCAGUCGAUGCGUAGAGAUGUGAUCGGUUGUACCCAGGAGAUGGACUUUAUCCUUUGGCCCCGCAAUGAUAUUGAGAAGAUUGUCUGUCUCCUGUUCUCCAGAUGGAAAGGGGCUGAACAUGAACCAUUCAGGCCUGUUCAGGCCAAGUUCGAGUUUCAUCAUGGAGACUAUGAAAAGCAGUUUUUGCAUGCUGUUGGUCGGAAGGACAAGGCUGGGAUGGUUAUGAACAACCCCAAUCAGUCUGUCUUUCUCUUUGUGAACAGACAGCACUUACAGACUCCAAAAACCAAGCUCACAGUUUUCAAGUUGUGCAGCCUCUGUCUCUACCUGCCACAGGACCAGCUCACCUGUUGGGGGGUUGGAGACAUCGAGGACCACCUCCGCCCAUACAUGCCUGACUAGGAGAAAUGCACGGAAGACACCCCUCGAGGCCUCGAAGCAAGUUGACCUCAUCUACACAUCCCUCAGUUGAAUAGAUAUGAACUUGUGCUUGGAACUCUCCUUUUUGUUAACCACUCAUUUUCAUCGUGAGAUUUAAUUUAGCUCCUUUUUUUAGUUUUAAAUCCCUCCCUCAACCAGUCUUGGUUUGGCUCACCCCAUCUCUCCUCUCUUUGAUCAGUUUUUAUUUAAACCUGCAUGAACAUUGAUUUUGAGUGGUUGUUCUCUUGGAGCUGCACCGUCAACAAUACCAGUCACCGAAGGAACUCUUUACGUUACGGAAAAAAAAAAAGGAAACCAAUGACAGAGGUCUCUCACAUGUGGUCCUCGUGUGUUGGACUGGCUUUAACAUCACUUAUGAGGGAUAGUUAACAUGUCUGUUAUAUUGAGUAGGGAUUUCAUGAGUAAUGACAGUCAGUGACAGAGGACAAAAGAGCCUGGGUAGUCUUCCUCAAAAGGCUUCUAUUACAAGGUGAACAACACUUGUUAACUCAUUUGGUGUAGGCAUUGCUUCUCAUUCAGUUACUGCCUUAGUUUUUGCUGGACAUUUUAAUUUGAGUGUCAUUCCUUGCCUAUAAUAUGACAAACCUUGUUUGUUUUAUCAUUUCUGGAGGAGUGGUGCCUGAUGGGGACGAAGGUGCGGUGUGUGAUGUAUAUCUAAAAUGGUUGACAAACUGUCUGUUGGAGGAAUUCUGAUGUGGUUUUUUUCUUGGGAUAGUUGGGAUGGUAAUUGUCACCAGUUGAGCAACUCAUGCACUAGAUAUACAUACGAGCUACUGAUACCGGAUGUAAUCAUUGGUGGUGGGUAUGUGAUGGGAGACUGAUGUUAAAGUUUAUGUACCUAAUGAGAAAUUUCGUAGUGAAACUUGAAAUGGAUCAUUACAGAUUUGUCUUUCUUUUAUAGACCACCCUGUUCUGAGAGUACUAAAUAUUGCAGUGCUUAGGACUUGGUAUCUGUAAGCCAUCUUUGUCCGUUCUUCAGGCAUAAAAAUCCUUUAAAAAUAUCUUUGAAAUUCUGAGUUCACGUCGAAGGGGAAGGUGGGUCUUUGUCUUUACUUUGAUGUACCCAUUGUUUGAAUAAUUCUGUUGAAAUAAACACUGCUGAAUAUA